Messenger RNA from Solanum dulcamara, 1272 nucleotides. Its product is annotated as probable calcium-binding protein CML23. The record is from RefSeq and is a predicted model, not a curated record. Gene Ontology annotation, molecular function: calcium ion binding. Lineage: Eukaryota; Viridiplantae; Streptophyta; Magnoliopsida; Solanales; Solanaceae. The coding region runs from base 285 to 878 and encodes 197 amino acids. The transcript has a single exon.
AUAAGUAUUCUCCCCAUUGAAUAAUUAUUUCUAUUUCUUCUCGAAAAAUUAGACUUAGUCUAACCUUAUUAAAUUUUUGUAUUAUUUUUUGUCGAAAAAAUAGAGUGUAGUUUCUAAUUCAUAUAGUACUGGUCGGCGGUCACAGGGCUAUAUUAUGACUAAAAAGUGACAAAUAUUUUCCCCAAAUUCCACGGCACAUUCACUUCUACUUACUAAAAUCCUCCACUUCUUCACCAAUUAAUCAAUCUCUUAUUCUAAUUUUUCUCUUAAUUUUCAAGAUUACUAUGGAUUCUUUUAGAAUAUGGUUCAAGUCUGUUGGGAAAUUUCUUGGACAAUUUAAAAAAGGGAAAGAUAAACCAAAGAGAAUGGCUUCUGAUUUCAGUUGGUUAUCAGGUUUUGCAUCUAUGAAAUUGUCUAGUCAACUAAAAUUAGUCUUUAAAUUCAUUGAUGCAAAUGGUGAUGGAAAGAUAUCUCCUUUAGAGUUAACUGAAAUUUUGUUGAGUGUUGGACAUCAUCAAGAAUUGAAAGCUGCAGAGGAAAUAGCAGAGGUUAUGGUUAAAGAAAUGGAUUGUGAUGGGGAUGGAUUGGUGGAUUUGGAUGAGUUCUUGAAUGUUAUGGGGGUAGAAAAAGAUCAACUUUUUGGUGAUUAUGUAAGGAAUAUUGAUGAGAUAAUUAGACAAGUUUUUCUUGUCUUUGAUGUUGAUAAAAAUGGGCUUAUAUCAGCUAAGGAAUUGAGGAGAGUUUUAAUUAGUCUUGGUUGUGUUAAUUGCAGUGUUAAAGAGUGUAGAAGAAUGAUUAAAGGGGUUGAUAAAGAUGGUGAUGGAUUUGUUAAUUUUGAAGAAUUUAAACAAAUGAUGGCUACUGGAUGCAAUCUUUAAUCUUUUUUACUCUGUUUUUUUGUUUUGUUUAUUGGAGUGUGAGUCUAUGACAUGCUUAAAUGGAGCGUCAUGUACAGUGAAGAUUUAUAUAGCUAAUUCUCGAUUUGUUAGGAGGAUUAAGACAUACUUAUUGUUGUUCUGUUAAAAUUUCUUCAAACCAAGUGAGUUAAUUAGUUUGUGGAUUUUUUAAGUCUUUUAAUUGUUGGGUUAUGUAGAGUUCAGAAUUUGUACAAGUUUUAAUUCUCCUCUUUCCAAGUUCUAUCUUUGAUGCUUUGUGUUCUGAAGUGUACAUGUUUGUGUGUGUAUUUUCCAUGUUUUUUUUUUGGAUAAUAGUUAGUUUACACGUGGCCUCAACUACUUAUGUCCAUCAAAUUUGGACAAGUGUGUUUCUUCA